Messenger RNA from Daldinia decipiens, 613 nucleotides. RefSeq lists its product as uncharacterized. The transcript has a single exon. The record is from RefSeq and is a predicted model, not a curated record. NCBI's taxonomy places the organism in Eukaryota, Fungi, Ascomycota, Sordariomycetes, Xylariales, Hypoxylaceae. The coding region runs from base 1 to 486 and encodes 161 amino acids.
AUGCCUUUUAAAUUUACUAGCCUUUUUAAAGGACGCGGAUACGUGGACAAUCCCUGGAUUUCGGAGCAAAUCGAGCUUCAAGACACAGUAGAUAUAAUGCCAUUUGUAUCCGAAUGCAACUCUAGGUUCUGGGUCGAAGACGAUAAAGAUAUAUCUGUUCAGCAAGGAGAGCCAUUCUCCCUGACAAUCAAACGAGACGUAGCUCCACAGAAGCCAAUAUUUGAUCAUAUCAAGAUCAAAGUAUAUAAAGUGGUCUCGGAUGAGUCAAAUGUUGAAGCAACACAUCUCGCCGAUGAUCAGGUUGGCUUUUCCAGCGGAAAAACUGUUCUAUUUUGGGAGGGUAAGUGCUCUAUAACAUGCGAUAACCUUUCCAUAAAAGCACCUGGAGAUUUUCGCAUCAGAAUAACUGCUUGGGAGUGGAGAGAUGAGAUGCAAGGCGGCGAUAUAAUUGCCGACUUUUAUAGCGAAAUCAUCCAUAUACUAUAAGACUUAUAGGACUUCUCAAACAAGAAACUACUAAAAGUUGACUUUAAUUUCCUAUACUUUAUUAGGAAUAGAGGGUCAAAAGUUAGUUGCUUUAGAUUUCUUUAUUGCUAAAGGGGCGUAAUCAACG